Malus domestica (apple) is the source of this 1437-nucleotide messenger RNA. RefSeq names its product protein LATERAL BRANCHING OXIDOREDUCTASE 1. The record is from RefSeq and is a predicted model, not a curated record. Lineage: Eukaryota; Viridiplantae; Streptophyta; Magnoliopsida; Rosales; Rosaceae.
UGAGAGCUAUCAAAUACAAACUAACCAAAUCAAGAGAAUUUAGUUUGUUACCUCCAAAUUGUGCUUCCUCCCCAAUGGCCCCUGUACCCAUUUAUCCCAUCAAGGUUGGUCACAUUGACGAUGUCCAAGAACUCAGAAAAUCCAAGCCUUCUAUUAUUCCUGAGAGAUUUGUGAGGGACAUGACUGAGAGGCCAGCACUUGCCACUCCCAUGCCAUUCUCCACUGACAUUCCCACCAUCAAUUUCUCAAAGCUUGCAAAAGGGACCAAAGAUGAAAUCAAAAGUGAGAUUUCCCAGCUUGUAAAUGCCUGUGAGAACUGGGGAUUUUUCCAGGUGGUUAAUCAUGGGAUUGAUCUGAGUAUACUCGAGAGCAUAGAGAAGGUGGCCAAGGAAUUUUUCAUGCUGCCUUUGGAGGAGAAGAAGAAGUAUGCGAUGGCUCCUGGGACAGUUCAGGGAUAUGGCCAGGCUUUUGUUUUAUCAGAAGACCAGAAAUUGGACUGGUGCAACAUGUUUGCUCUUGGGGUUGUACCAAACUUUAUAAGAAACCCCAUGUUAUGGCCAACAAACCCAGAAAAUUUCAGUGAAAGUGUAGAGGUCUAUUCAAAGGAAGUGAGGAAGCUGUGCCAGAAUCUGCUGAAAUACAUAGCCAUGAGCCUUGGAUUGAAAGGUGAUGUGUUUGAGAAGAUGUUUGGGGAGGCUGUGCAAGCCCUAAGGAUGAACUACUACCCUCCAUGUUCAAGACCUGACCUAGUUUUGGGACUAAGUCCACACUCAGAUGGGAGUGCCCUCACAGUUUUGCAGCAAGGGAAGGGCAACUCAGUGGGGCUUCAAAUCCUCAAAGAUGACAGAUGGGUCCCUGUUAAGCCCAUUCCCAAUGCACUUGUGAUCAACAUUGGAGACACCAUAGAAGUUCUUACAAAUGGGAAAUACAAGAGUGUGGAGCAUAGAGCAGUGACACACAAGGAGGAAGACAGGCUUUCAAUUGUGACAUUUUAUGCUCCUAGCUAUGAGAUAGAGGUUGGACCAAUGGCAGAAUUGGUGGAUAAAAACAACCCAUGCAAGUAUAGAAGAUACAAUCAUGGAGAAUACAGUAAACACUAUGUAACAAACAAGUUGCAAGGCAAGAAAACCUUGGAGUUUGCUAAGAUUCAAACCUAAAUCUCAAAUUAAUUGACAAGACCCCAUUUAGUCCCCAACCCUUCAUUACUGUCAAAAUACGAAAAUAGUUGUGAAAUGUUAUUGGUAACAUGUUGGAACUUAAUGUACCACCAUGUUACUAACAUAAAAUUCAACAGAUGUCUUGUACAAAGAACUUCUGUACUGUGAUGUCAAGUAAGUGUAAAUUAUUGGGAUGCACUGUUCAUAUGUAACUCAUUUUGUACGAUCUCCACCAAUCAAUCCCGUGGGGUCUUUGUGCUCACAAGCUUUUCUUGUCAAA